Messenger RNA from Bactrocera tryoni, 4091 nucleotides. RefSeq lists its product as uncharacterized. Lineage: Eukaryota; Metazoa; Arthropoda; Insecta; Diptera; Tephritidae. The transcript is spliced from 15 exons. Bases 254 to 2302 code for a protein of 682 amino acids. The record is from RefSeq and is a predicted model, not a curated record.
GGGUUGAAAACCUAGUGUUUCGCUACCUUUUUCACCACUUUUGUCUGGCAGUGCAAUUACAUAUAUUUUCUUCAAUUACAACAUUUAAUAUCUAAAGCGAAAAAAGAAAUCUUCGGAUGCAAUUAGAUCAGCAGCAGAAACAGAAGAACAAUUUUGUUUGAUUGUUUUGUGUUUAUAAAGGAAUUCCACCGGCGUGGGUUUUUAUAUAUCCAUUCAUAUUACAUUAUCAUUAGACAUAUUUUUAAGAUUUAAAAUGAACAAAAGGACAUUUUCAAACCUUUUGAGUAAGGAGAAGGCAAGUUUUAAUGCUUCAGUUGCGAAGUUUCGCAAACUCAAUGAAUUUAGUAAUAUUUCAAAAAGCGAUCCAAGCCGGAGAGCGGUUUCUAAAUUCUUAUUCUGUGAUGUACCAGAUAAUUCUAAAGAAACUUUAAGUAAUUUUGAAAUUGAAGAUGAAUUGGAGUAUGGUAGUGAUCAGGAAUUUUUGGCGGAAUCCCCCUCCUCGGAUCCUAUUGAUGCCAAACAGCGAGAUGGAGAAGAAAUGAGCUGUUUUUGCAUCGACGAACCCCAUUCUCAGCUUAUGGCUACACAACUCGAACCCAAUAAAAAUGCAAAUACUGCGAUGGUACUGCAAAAAAUUUUGGAGACCCUUGGUAGGGUGGAAUCUCGGCAAGGGGAAAUGAUAAAACGACUUUCAGCUGUGGAAAACGCUCUUACUGAAAAGAUGCCCGAACGUGCUGAGGUGCAAGCGCAAAGCCAAUUGUUGCGGGAGUGUAAAGUGCUCUCAGCAAAAACCCACCGCAGUGUAAGCCGCAUCACUGGCGACGUUGUGAGUGAGGAGCAGCUUCUAUUACAAAGCUUGCUCCCCAUGUCGUCAGAGGAAACAGUGUUGAAGGUGGAGGAGUACCUUGCAGACAAAGCUCACACUGACGCUAUGGCGACGAUCAUCCUCGACCUAAAAUCUAAAAAGGGGUCGAUUGAAAAGGUGUUGCGGUCACUAUUUAGCGACAAGUUGAUAUGGUUGUAUAACUGCGAUGGAAAAGCGGGCAAAAGGCCAUUAACAAAACUAAAAACAGUGGAUCUCACUCUCGCUGCAUUUGCAAGUAUGCACAUUCAUAAAACUUCAAUUAUAAGGCGUUAUGUAUCUUUAAGUCACAAUAGAUAUAAGCAUUUUAGGCGCUAUAUGGAAAAUGCUCUUACUGAAAAGAUGCCCGAACGUGCUGAGGUGCAAGCGCAAAGCCAAUCGUUGCGGGAAUGUAAGGUGCCCACAGUAAAAACCCACCGCAGUGUAAGCCGCAUCACUGGCGACGUGUUGGGUGAGAAGCAGCUUAAUGUGGAAAAUGCUCUUACCGAAAAGAUGCCCGAACGUGCUGAGGUACAAGCGCAAAGCCAAUUGUUACGGGAAUGUAAGGUGCCCUCAGUAAAAACCCACCGCAGUGUAAGCCGCAUCACUGGCGACGUGUUGGGUGAGAAGCAGCUUAAUGUGGAAAAUACUCUUACCGAAAAGAUGCCCGAACGUGCUGAGGUGCAAGCGCAAAGCCAAUUGUUACGGGAAUGUAAGGUGCCCUCAGUAAAAACCCACCGCAGUGUAAGCCGCAUCACUGGCGACGUGUUGGGUGAGAAGCAGCUUAAUGUGGAAAAUGCUCUUACCGAAAAGAUGCCCGAACGAGCUGAGGUGCAAGCGCAAAGCCAAUUGUUGCGGGAAUGUAAGGUGCCCUCAGUAACAACCCACUGCAGUGUAAGCCGCAUCACUGGCGACGUGUUGGGUGAGGAGCAGCUUAAUGUGGAAAAUGCUCUUACUGAAAAGAUGCCCGAACGUGCUGAGGUGCAAGCGCAAAGCCAAUUGUUGCGGGAAUGUAAGGUGCCCUCAGAAAAAACCCACCGCAGUGUAAACCGCAUCACUGACGACGUGGUGAGUGAGCAGCAGCUUCUAUUACAAAGCUUGCUCCCCAUGUCGUCAGAGGAAACAGUGUUGAAGGUGGAGGAGUACCUUGCAGACAAAGCUCACGCUGACGCUAUGACGGCGAUCAUCCUCGACCUAAAAUCUACCAAGGGGUCGAUUGAAAUGGUGUUGCGGACACUAUUUACCGACGAGUUGAUGUGGUUGUAUAACUGCGAUGGAAAGGCGGGCAAAAGGGCAUUAACAAAAUUAAAAACAGUGGAUCUCACUCUCGCCGCAUUUGCAAGUAUGGACAUUAAUAAAACUAAAGUUAUAAGGCGUUAUGUAAAUUUAAGUCACAAUAGAUAUAAACAUAUUAGGCGUAGUAUAAGACGUAGUAAUGUUUUUUAUGAUUUGUCUGAUUAACUUUGCCCACUUAAUACACUUGUAUACUAAAAUAUGUAUUUUAAACUUCGCUUAUAUUAUUAUUAUUUGUAGCGUACUACAUACAUAAAUAUACAGUGGUGGUCACAUACUUAGCACACUCGUACUUUUAAGAAAAAAAGUUCCAUAAAAUUCAUUUCUUUACUAAAAACUUAAAUUUUUUCACAUAUAUUUAUAUUUCACAGAUAGAUUAACUUAAAUAAUAACAUAAAAGACGAUGUAAUCAAAACCUACAAAAAAAAGGUAAGAAUAAAUGAUUACUACGUUGGACACAUACUUAGCACAUUUCAGGUUUACCUACAAAAACUUUGGCAAUCCGCUCCGAACCAAAUUUUACUACAAUAUUUCGUUGGAAAACCCUUAUUUAGAUCACUUCAAAACAUCUUUCAGGCAAACUCUCUACCAUUGUUCCACAGGUAUAUUCAACCAUACACUUUUGAUGUUCUGCCACAAUUCUUCUAAAUUUUUGGGUUUUUUGCCCUCAAUCCUUCUCUAAACUUCACUCCACAUAUGCUCAAUUGGAUUGAGAUCAGGUGACUGAGCUGGCCACUGCAGAAUGGGAACGCAUUGCUCAUCCAAGAAAUUUUUCACCAAACGCGAAGUAUGUUUGGGGUCAUUAUCAUGUAUGAAGUGCCACCUUAGAGGCAUAUGGUCGUCGACAAAUGGAAUCAUGUGUUCUGUUAACAUGUCCUUGUAAACAAAUUGAUCCAUUUUUGACGUUAUCCUAACGAUAGGUCCAACACCGUGCCAAGAAAAGGCCGCCCACACUAUAAUAUUUCCUCCUCCAUGUUUCACUGUUUUUUGUGUAUACCUAGAAUUGUGCUGCUGGUCACUCGGGCGCCAGACGUAACGUUUACCGUCAGAUCCAAAUCUACAAAACUCAGAUUCAUCACUCCAGAGAACGUUCUUCCAAAAAGAAAGUGGUUUGUUGAUGUGGGCUCGUGCGAAUGAAAGGCGUGCACAGUCCGCCUUCAUUCAAACGACGUCUGAUCGUUUUAGAUGAAACCUCUAUUCCGUAUACUGCAUAAACUUCGGUUUUAAUUUAUUUAGAGCUCUUCAAUGGGUCGUUUUUUGAAAUCCAACGAAUUAGAUUGUCUUCUUUGGAGGUGGUUUUGCGAGGCCUAGGAGCUCGCACCGUGGAUUUAACUGUCCCAAAUUCGUCAAAAUGUUUAAUUGCGUUAUAAAUGAGCUUCCUUGAACACCCAAGCGUUUUUGCAAUCUGGGUUACCGACUGCCCUUCACUUCUUAACUUCACAAUUAUAGCCCGCUUUUCUUCCGUGCAACACAAACCUCUAGCCAUAUCUAAUCAGUAAAUUUAAAUUUAAUUCAAAACCACAGUUUUUAUAUUAAAUAAUCUCUCACCAACAAAAUUUUUUGUAUUCGAAAAUAAAUAUUUCUUAAAACUUUAAAAAACUUCGACAGUCUAAGAAGUGUGCUAAAUAUGUUAUGUAUAUGUCCACUCACAAAAGCUGCGGAUCGUUAAAUAAUCCUUCUAUUUACGACAGUAGCAAAAAAAAGCGACGAAACUUUGCGAUAUCUUAGCUUGGCGCCUUGAUCAUGUCUAGACAAAGUGGCGUCUUUGAAUUUUGUAACAUUACGAAAAAAACAUCGUUUGCAUUUAGGUAGAGUGAUGUGUGCUAAGUAUAUGACCACCACUGUAUAUAUAUGUUUUUUCUUCAUGAUAUUCUUUAUAUGUGUGCAAAUUUGAAUUUUUGAUUAAGAAAAAUUGUGUUUGAAAAAACGAAUAAAAAUUCGCUUAAGAAAUCAUUAA